Alnus glutinosa is the source of this 2467-nucleotide messenger RNA. Its product is annotated as cation/calcium exchanger 1. Gene Ontology annotation, molecular function: monoatomic cation transmembrane transporter activity. Bases 176 to 1891 code for a protein of 571 amino acids. The transcript has a single exon. Gene Ontology annotation, biological process: transmembrane transport; monoatomic cation transport. NCBI's taxonomy places the organism in Eukaryota, Viridiplantae, Streptophyta, Magnoliopsida, Fagales, Betulaceae. The record is from RefSeq and is a predicted model, not a curated record. Gene Ontology annotation, cellular component: membrane.
AUCAUUAUUUCAAAACCUUCUUUUGUUUGAGUAGAGACUAGAGUCUAUCCUCCCAAACACUCGACCAAAAGACACAACUCUUUCCCCGCCAGAAGUUCCUAAAAAUAUCAAAAUCAUGGACUUCGUUUAUUAGCAUCUUCCCUCCUCGGCACCUCUCCUUCACAAGCUCCUGUAAAUGGCAAUUUUCACUUCCAUAUUUCAAUCCAAGAAAUUCUCUCUUUUCCUCAACAUAUCCUUCCUCUUUCUCCUCUCUCUCUUUCUCAAAGCCCAUCUCUUUUCCUCAACAUCCAUCAUCUCCCAUCCCAGGUUUCUCAGCGAUAUCACCACAAAUGGUUGCACCGGCCUCCAAAAGUACGACGACGUUAAAUACAAGUGCUUCUAUGUCAAGACCCAUAUGAGCUGCAGGCCCAAAGGGUACAUAGGCUAUCUUCAAAUCUUUUACUGCAAUUUUGGUCAAUUUCCUCUUCUGGGUCAUCUUGUACUUUUGUUAUGGCUUCUUGUUUUGUUCUAUCUGUUGGGUAAUACAGCCGCAAACUACUUCUGUUCUUCUUUGGAAAGCUUGUCUAAGAUCUUGAAGCUCUCACCCACCAUCGCCGGAGUCACCCUUCUUUCAUUGGGAAAUGGUGCUCCUGAUGUCUUUGCUUCAAUUGUCUCUUUCACAAGAUCCGGCAAUGGUGCUGUCGGCCUCAAUAGUGUCUUGGGGGGUGCCUUCUUUGUUUCUAGUAUUGUUGUCGGAGUUAUAAGUAUCUUAAUUAGCCCACACCGGAUUUCAGUCGAUAAGCCUAGCUUUAUUAGAGAUGUCCUGUUCUUCCUUUUCUCUCUUUUUUCUCUUGUCCUUAUAAUAGCGAAUGGAAAAAUCAACUUGUGGGGUGCCAUUUGUUUUACUUCUAUCUACUUGAUUUAUGUUUGUGUUGUCUGGGCCACUCAUUUCUUCUGUGGAAAUGAAGAGACUGUGCAUAGCCACGAAAAUAUCAGCGAGAUUUCCAUACCCUUACUAACAUAUGUUGAUGAUGAAAAACCAGUCUCGGUGGAGAAAACCGACCUUGAAGAUCAACAAGAAAAAAUUCCAAGCUUUUUGAAUCAUUUGGGCAGAAUCUUACAUGUAUUGGAGCUGCCUCUUUACUUGCCAAGAAGAUUGACAAUACCUGUUGUUAGUGAGGAGGGAUGGUGUAAGCCAUAUGCAGUGAUUUCGGUUACUUUGGCACCGCUUCUGUUGGCAGGCCUUUCUAACACGCAGAGGGAAAACGUGGGUUUUAGGAACAGCCUAGCGACGUACAUGACAGCAGGCUUGAUUGGGAUAGUUUUGGGGAAUCUUGCAUAUGUGACAACAAAGAAGUCUAGCCCACCAAAGAGAUGCUUGUUCCCUUGGCUGGCCGGAGGAUUUUUGAUGAGUGUUACAUGGACAUACAUUAUUGCAGAGGAAUUAGUUUCUUUGCUGGUUUCUCUUGGGCAUAUAAUUGGGAUAAAUCCGUCUGUUCUUGGCCUAACUGUUUUGGCUUGGGGCAAUUCUCUUGGAGAUUUGAUAGCCAAUAUUGCUAUGGCAGUCAAUGGUGGGGCAGAUGGGGCGCAGAUUGCUAUAUCAGGAUGCUUUGCUGGUCCUAUGUUCAAUGUUUUGAUGGGUUUGGGCUUGUCGUUUGUUUGCUCAUCAUGGUCUGAAUAUCCAUCUUAUUAUGACAUUCCUGGAGACCCUUUUCUCUAUGAGACUAUAGGGUUUCUGAUGGGUGGCUUGCUUUGGUCUCUUGUGAUAUUGCCGAAGAGGAAUAUGAGGCUGGAUAGGUUUCUUGGAGGUGGGCUUCUCACCAUCUACAUCUGCUUUCUGUUCCUAAGGGUAGCCAGGGCUUUUGGUCUUCUCAAACUUCAGUGGGAGCUCCUUCCAAGUCUAAAAGGGUGACCUUUUCUACGGUGAGCAUGCAUGAUAAAGAUUCACUACAAUUAUUUGUCUAAAUUAUUAAUAAUUUAGACACGUAAUAUAAGAGAUUUCAUAUGAAGCCUAUUUGUCCAAAUAGGUAUGGAUUCUUCUAUAUUAUUGUCCAUAUUGUUAGCAAACGAGCAAGUAAUUGUUGUAGAUCCUAAUCCAAUUAAGGAUCAAUACGCUAACCUGGUUAACUUUAUCCGCUCCCUUAAAACAGGGCCUUCUUUUCUAGGGUGGAACUUAAUAUUUAUGUUAUGUGUAAAAUCAAAAUUGCACAAACUUGUUGGCUUACUUAUUUGUUGUAUAUAGUUACUAUACCUACGAAGUUUACCCUAAUUAUUUGGGUGAAGAACUACAAAGUUCACAUAAUGUAAUUAUUCUUAGGUUUCUGAGUAAUGCUAAAAGUUCUUGUGUCCCUCUAAAAAUGAUGUGGCUUUUAAAAUCACUAUUAAGCUUGUAAUUGAUCACUAUUAAAUUUUGAUCAAAUUGAGAUUUUAAAUGCCACCUCAUUUUUGGAAAGACACAAGAGUGACAUAUGAUAAACUUUUAGAAUUA